AUGGCGAUGCUGUACGGAAUCAUGUUUGUGACACUUCGUAGACCUCACGUUGGCAGUGUCAAUGAAACACAACAAAGGCAAUUAAGGAAACGGAAAAAAUUAUCUCUGAUCAUUGGAAUUAUAGUGCUGAUGUUUUUUACUUGCUGGACGCCGUGGAAUGUUUUGGAAUUUAUUCGAGUAAUGGAUUUAAUGUUUGGGGAUCCAACUCGACUUGCAACAGCCUUUAAUUAUUCCUUGUUGGCUGUGGUAUUAAACACUGCUGUUAAUCCAAUCUUAUUGAAUUUUAUGUCUUCAGAAUUUCGCGACGGUUUCAAAGGACUGUUUCGUCCUUGUUCUUGCCAAAAUUCAGGAACAGUCGGUGCUAACACUGCUGGCAGUGCUGCUACUGUUGGUAAUCCAGAAAUAGAGCUGGCCAGAUCCAGCCCAAGUGCACAACUGAAUAGGAUUGUUGUCGAAAAUACGAGUUAUUCAUGA
This is a messenger RNA of Paramuricea clavata, 474 nucleotides long. The record is from the annotation of a GenBank genome assembly. NCBI's taxonomy places the organism in Eukaryota, Metazoa, Cnidaria, Anthozoa, Malacalcyonacea, Plexauridae.